Odocoileus virginianus texanus is the source of this 1077-nucleotide messenger RNA. The record is from RefSeq and is a predicted model, not a curated record. NCBI's taxonomy places the organism in Eukaryota, Metazoa, Chordata, Mammalia, Artiodactyla, Cervidae.
UGGAAACUGCUUUCAGUAAACCCCACGUACUCAUUCGGAGUCUCAGCCGGAUCACCUGGGGGAAAUCACUGCAGGUUGUUUAGACAGAAAGUCCCGGUUUUCUGCCCAAGACAGGUCCUAACUGGAAGGCAGCAUGUCCAAUUUCACCUUGAGAAAAACAUCUCCCACAGGAAACGAUAUGAGGACUACCACGCAGGGGACCACACUGAGGCAACAGGGUUUCCAAGAGGUCAACAAAAGAAGGACUUUCUUACAGGAUAAUAGCUGGAUAAAGAAACGCCCUGAAGAAGAAAGAGAUGAAAAUUACGGUAGGGCGGUGCUCCACAGACAUAAUUCCCACGAUGCCUUGGACAGGAAAGCAAAUGAGAGGGAAGAGCCAAAAGCCACAAUCAGUCGGUACAGAUCUGAUGACACUUUGGACAGGAUUUCAAACAGAAAUGAUGCUGCUAAAACAUAUAAGGCCAAUACCCUGGAUAACCGACUAACCAAUAGAAAUGUGUCCACCUUUCAACCACCAGAAGUGACAAAGACGCAACCUGGAGGCUUGUCCAGUGCAAACGCCACCAACACCCCAGCUUCCACCUCCACUACCACUCCUGUGAAGAAGAAGAGACAAUCCUGGUUUCCACCACCCCCUCCAGGUUACACCACCCCAAACACAGGAGCAAGCAGAAGGGAACCAACUGUUCAUCCUCCAAUACCUCCAAAGCCCAGUUCUGCCGUUUCAUCUCCUAACCAGCUGAAGCAGGAUAAUAGGCAGACAUAUCCAGCUAAACCAAGUGUAUAUACAGAAGCCAACAGAUCUGCUGAAAGAAAUAUAAGGAGUCAGGACCUGGAGAACAUUGUCAAAGUGGCCACUUCGCUUCAGAAAACUAACAAGGGUGAAGAAUUGGAAAAUCUCAUCAAAAUGAAUAAAAGUUUGAAUAGAAAUCAAGGUCUUGAUGGUCUCUUCAGAGCAAAUCUUAAGUCAGAAUUAACGGAGAAACGAGCCAAAAGCCUUGAAAAUCUCAUCUUUGUGAAUACCCGGACAGAUAAAGAUGGCAAAGGGUAAGAUUUGAUUGAGACUCUUAUAGCCUU